AUGGCGGACCAAGCACAGGGUGAGCUGGUGAGCUCUUUGAAGAAAGUUUACAUUGAUCCUGAAUACUCUGACCUCAAGAUCGAAAGCCGUUCCACGACAUACCAGGUACAUAAGGAUGGUGUGUUAUCGCUUAAAGAAGAUGACCCGCGAGCUAUUGAGAUGAUUGUCCGCUUCUUCUACUACCUCGACUACUACACUGAUAAAGAGGACGCGAUAUCUCAACUCAACGGCCAUACCAACGGCAAUCAUCUUAGGGAAGAAGCUACCAAUGGGGUGAGCAUCCACGGCAACGCAGUCAGUGACUCCGGAGACGCGGCUGUAGAUAUCGCCUCUUCAACACCAACCGCAGAACCUGCUUCUCUUGACUCAUUUGACGACUUUCUCCCCAUAUCCCCCGUCAAGGCGAAGAACAAGAAGAAGAAGCGAAAGAAGUCCAUCGCACAGCCUCAAGUUGAUCCAGAGGCACUGGUAUCCGGUGAGCCCGAUGGGCCAGCACCAGCGGUACAAGAACCACCUGCCAAGCCAGAAACAUCCCGUCGGUGGAGUGAUAUGGUAGAGGAUGCCAUAGAGGAAGAGCAGCUAGAUACCCCUUCUGCGGAGACCGACCUCGUUCUCCAUGCCAGGGUGUAUGCAUUGUCAAGGAAAUAUGGGAUCGAACCAUUGCAGGUGCUUGCGCUUGAGAGAUUCAAGGCCGACGCGGAAAAGGAAUGGGCGUCAUAUGACUUUCUCCAAGCUGCUAAGGAGGUCUAUACUUCGCCAGAUGGAGACAGGAAGAUCAAGGAUGUUAUCACAGCCAUUGUCUAUGAGCACCCUGGCCUGCUAGACAAACCGGAGAACCAAAGUGUCAUCGAGGGCCUUUCACUGAGUUAUGAUCUCGUUAUGCACAUGCGAAAACAUGGAGUAUUUUGA
Messenger RNA from Phaeoacremonium minimum UCRPA7, 909 nucleotides. Its product is annotated as putative btb poz domain-containing protein. The record is from RefSeq and is a predicted model, not a curated record. Bases 1 to 909 code for a protein of 302 amino acids. The transcript is spliced from 3 exons. Lineage: Eukaryota; Fungi; Ascomycota; Sordariomycetes; Togniniales; Togniniaceae.